This is a messenger RNA of Pectinophora gossypiella (pink bollworm), 3329 nucleotides long. RefSeq names its product irregular chiasm C-roughest protein. NCBI's taxonomy places the organism in Eukaryota, Metazoa, Arthropoda, Insecta, Lepidoptera, Gelechiidae. Gene Ontology annotation, biological process: cell-cell adhesion. The transcript has 15 exons. The record is from RefSeq and is a predicted model, not a curated record. The coding region runs from base 314 to 2218 and encodes 634 amino acids. Gene Ontology annotation, molecular function: cell adhesion molecule binding. Gene Ontology annotation, cellular component: cell-cell junction.
ACAACCUCGCCGAACCUCGAACGCGCCAAACGCGUCAGUCGCUUCGCGCCAAAACCGCGUUCCGAUUUCGGAUUAUAUUCCGAUAGUUUUGUUUUAAAAAAUAAUUUAACAGUAUUAUUUUUUAAUUUGUGUCUAAUAGUUUAAAGAUUGAGUAUUUUAACAGCCAAGUGAAGUGUAAUAGUGACUAAAAUGAGACAAAACUUAAGUUUUCGUCAAUAUUUCGAAGUGAUAAAAUGAUUUGUUAUUAAAAUGUGUCGCGCUUUCGCUUAAUAAUUGUGUUUUAAAAAAAUAUAUUUUUGAGAAACUUGCAAAAAUGAAGAUGUUUUGGAACUGUGUCAAGUUUUUUGUUUUUAUUUCGGCAUGGACUUCAGUUGAUGCCGUGCAGCGGUUCAUAGAGAUGCCGACUUACACCGAGGUGAACCCUGGUGAAGAUGCUCUGCUGAAGUGCAGGAUAUCAGACAAGAAGGGGGUUUGUUCGUGGCAGAAGGACAAUAAGCCGGUGGGCAUCUACAGGGGCAAGUACGAGUGGGCCAAUGAGGACAGUCCAGUGGGCCGAGCAGACUGCUCGCUGUGGGUCAGAGCUGCCACGCUGCAGCUGGACGACGGCCAGUGGCAGUGCCAGGUCACCGCCAGCAACUACGAUGUGCAGGAUGCGCUCUCAAGUCCACCAGCUGCGUUGGCGGUGCGAGUGCCUCCUCAGUCGCCGCGUAUCCUCUUCAACGGCACCCACGUGAUGCCAGGACAGAACAUCACGGUGCCAGCCGGGUCACGAGCCACUGUCGUCUGCGAAGCCCGAUAUGGCAACCCGCCCGCUUAUAUCGAGUGGUAUUUGGAAAAAGAACGCCUAACAGCGUGGAGCCAAACCAACGCUUCCGAGGUGGAACGACCACGAGUAUGGGCGGCGAGGUCGGUUUUGGAGCUGGGCGCGACCAGGAGCGCUCAUGGAAGACAACUGGCUUGUCGGGCGCAUCACCCAUCCUACCCAUCGCCUUACUACCGGGAUUCUUACACCAUGCUUGAUGUUACUUUCGUGCCAGUGGUGUCAAUAAUCGGUGCUGAUGCUAGUACCCUGAACAAUUUGGAAGAAGGUUCCAGCGCUCUCAGCCUGGAGUGCCGAGCUGAUGGUAACCCCAGUCCUUACGUCUGGUGGACUAAGGAUGGUCAGGUCAUCGCUACCAACGGACCAAAGCUUAUAUUGGCUCCUGUUGCAAGGAAUCAUUCUGGGAUCUAUGGGUGCCAAGCGAGAAACUCUUUAGGAACUUCGGAUUCUGUGAAAGUGGAGAUCGACAUUAAAUACCCUCCAAGAGUAACCUGGGUGGGACCGGACACGGUAGUGGAAGCGAACCUUUUUUCUCAAGUGACACUGGAAUGCAAGGCGGAAGGAAACCCACCUCCUUCCUACCAGUGGUAUCAUAAUCCCUCCCCUGGAGCGCACAUCAACCUGAUUCCAGAGGACGGGUACCCAGUGUCUUCCACUCCUCAGCUGCAGCUGCACAAUGUCUCGUACGCACAGCAUGGCCGGUAUACUUGUGUCGCUCUCAAUACCAUCGGACUUGAGGAGAGGACCCACCAAUCAGAGCCAAUCACGCUCAACGUACUGGGUCCACCAGUGGGCGCGGAGACAGGCACAGCCCAUGGCUGGAGCGGUGGCGAGAGCAAGGUGACGGCCACGGUUUGCGCCGACCCUCCGCCGCGGAGGGCCGCUUGGCUGUGGGGCAGUCUGCGACUCGAGGUGCCACAGCAGAGUGGCCGUCACCGAGCGCUAGAACCAACAGGAGCCAACGGGUGCUAUCGUUACACUCUGGUGGUGUCGAGCACGACUAUGGCAGAUGCGAGGGUAUAUGUCCUACAUGUGGAGAAUGAGAGGGGGUUCUCUUCUCAUGCUGUGUCCUUAACUGUGCAUGACUCGCAUUUCUCGCUGGCAGAGACGGCCCACGUGGCACCGCUGAUCGCUGCUGCCCUGGUCAUCGCCGCGCUGCUUGUCAUCGUGUUGUGUCUCAUCAUACGCUGUCGACGGAGACGAGAGAGCGUCGAAUACAAGACUGAUGAUUUAGAUAGCGAGAAGACAGUGCUCCCCGCGGACGCAGUGUACUCCCCCCGCGUGGGCGGAGGCCCCCCCGGAGGGGGAAGUGUGGCGGGCGUAGGCCCCCGCUACUCCCCCGGCGCACUGCAGGUCCGCCGCGCUGCUGUGGUGCUCCAACCACCCACCACCGUGUGAACGCUGUGUGUGCACAGGCAGCAUUAACGUCGCUGGAAAGAGAAGCCAAAGAAAACGUGUAUGCGGUACUUGACCCGCAUAUACAAUAUGAGAUAACGAUAAACAAGCACGGCGAACCGCCUAAAUAUUUGUCGCUGUCGAAGCCCCUUACUCACCAAAGAGCACACGCUUUUGACCCCAACGUAACCAACGAGAUUAACAAUAACGAAAAUCGAUUCUCCACGUUCAAAGCUGGACCGCCUAAAGCCCGGCGAUCGAACAGAAGCGAAAGAAAUGAUGCACAACAAAGCUACGUCUGCAAAACUAAUAAUGAUAUAGAAUACUCCAAAGACCCAUACUUCGGAAUGGUAAGAGCUGAUCCGGAAACUGAUGUCAAAAAUGAUUUAAGAAGUUCAAAGAAUUACACUAGAAUGUACGAGAGAAAUGGUUCAGGUCGCAAAGAUAACGCUAAAAUGGAUAAUUUUGAUAAGAAUAAUAUUAGACAAGAUGCUAAAAGGAGUUCAAAUCGUAGUCGAAGGCAAGAAGUGUACAAAAAGCCAGUAAGAGAUAUAGAGCAAGAACGGUCUUUUGAAGAAUUUGAUGCAGACAUUAUGAAACAAGACGGGGAAGAAGAUUACAGGCCACGACCAGGAAAAGUUAGGGAGAUAGCUUCGAGGUUCAAUAGGAAUAGUUUUGACGCCCAACCAGGGAAGAAGAACCGACCGAAACCUCUGCAAAGCUACGGCCACCAACCUUAUUUGGACCAUAUUUUCCCAGAUGCGGUGGAAGUUUGAUUUGUGUGAGUGGGACUGUUAUAAUGAAUGUCAUAAUAGAUCUCUGAUUAGUUUAAUAAUCACGUAGAAUUAAAUAGAUGUAUCUUUCUCUUAUAAUACUUAUUUAUUGAUAGUUCUUUCUUGGUGAAAAUUUUAAUGAGUAACUAGCAUAAUCAUGACAAUUGUAGUAACCGCUUUGGCACCAGGCAGGCUUUCAUUAUUAAUAUUAAAUACUAUACAAUUUACUGUAAAAUUUUAUAUGAUUUUUGUAUUUGUACUUAAAAUGAAUCUUGCAUUUAUUGUACCUAAUUUAUAAAUAAUUUCCAUUUUCAAUAUUUGUAUUUACGUUACUGUUUAUA